UAAUAUUCUUCCUGGUUUGUGCGCCAGUGUCACAAUGGCGCUGUGGGCUAGGGUUGUGUUUUUGGUGACCAGUCUGAGUCUCGCAGCAGGUGAGAGACAAAAUGUCGCCGAGAACAAACCAGUAUGGAUGAGUACAACACGCCAACCUUCACAGCCUGCUGGUAAUGCUGUAGAUGGAGUGACUACUGCAAGCAGCGAGACGUUCUCAAUCCACACCAAGGGUGGUGAAUCUACAGCCUGGUGGAAGGUGGAUCUACAGACACAAGUACAGUCAGCACAGGUUAAAAUCUACUUCAGGACAGACUACACGACAAGACGCAAUGGAAUUCAACUCUACACAUCUGUGACAAAUUCAUCUGAGCCCAAAGAAGGAAGUCUAUGUCACACAGUUACUGGACGUCGUGACGGUAUAUACAUCCCUGACGUACUGGAUGUGAACUGUCCUGGAACGUGGCGCUACCUGACUGUCUACACUGACACAAGUAAUGAUGGAGCGGGGGCUGUGCUUGACUUUGCUGAGGUAGAAGUGUGGACAUGUGGCUCUGGCUAUUAUGGAACCAACUGUGACCAACGCUGUAAUACCCGUAACUGCAAAUUCAGCUCGAACUGUGAUGUGGUACAAGGGCAGUGUGUUGGUGGUUGUGCGGCUGGAUAUCAAGGAACAGACUGUACUCAAUUGCAAGCAUGCACUUCUUGGUAUUACGGAAGCAACUGUGGACAACGCUGUGAUGCACGUCACUGCAAGAUGGCCUCCAGCUGUGACGUACAAGGACAAUGUGUCGGUGGAUGUGCAGCUGGAUAUGAAGGAACAGACUGUAUUCAAGGAUGCACUUCUGAGUAUUACGGAAGCAACUGUGGACAACGCUGUGUUGCACGUCACUGCAUGAUGGCCUCCAGCUGUGAUGGACAAGGACAAUGUGUCGGUGGAUGUGCGGCUGGAUAUCAAGGAGCAGACUGUAUUCAAGCAUGCACAUCUGGGUAUUAUGGAACCAACUGUUGGCAACGCUGUGCUGCUCGUCACUGCAAAUCAGAUUUCAGCUGUGACGUCAUACAGGGACAAUGUGUCGAUGGAUGUGCGGCUGGAUAUAAAGGAACAGACUGUCUUCAAGCAUGUACGCCUGGACUUUAUGGAGACAACUGUAGCAAGAACUGUAACUCCCGUCACUGCCUCUACAGGAGCAACUCCUGUCCACCUGACACAGGGGCAUGUCCAAGUUGGUCAGGGUGCCAACAAGGGUGGACAGGACCAGACUGUACAACAUGCACUUCUGGGUAUUACGGGAGCAGCUGUGGACAACGCUGUGAUGCACGUCAGUGCAAGGUGGCCUCCAGCUGUGAUGGACAAGGACAAUGUGUCGGUGGAUGUGCGGCUGGAUAUCAAGGAGCAGACUGCAUUCAAGAAUGCACAUCUGGGUAUUAUGGAACCAACUGUUGGCAACGCUGUGAUGCUCGUCACUGCAAGUCAGAUUUCAGCUGUGACGUCAUACAAGGACAAUGUGUUGAUGGAUGUGCGGCUGGAUAUAGAGGAACAGACUGUCUUCAAGUCUGUGGUUCUGGGAGUUAUGGAGAACGAUGCAGCAAGGACUGUCGCAACCGUCACUGUAAGACACCAUCUGCAAAAUGUAAUCACAUCACUGGGGUGUGUACUGAUGGCUGUGAAAGUGGUUACAAGGGAGAAGACUGUAUGCAAAUCUGUGGUUCUGGGAGUUAUGGAGAAGAAUGCAGCAAGGACUGCCGCAACCGUCACUGUAAGACACCAUCUGCAAAAUGUAAUCACAUCACUGGGGUGUGUUCUGAUGGCUGUGAAAGUGGUUAUACGGGAGAAGACUGUAUGCAAACAUGUACCCGGGGGAUGUACGGCCCUGACUGUGCCCGAGAAUGCAGUUCCCGACAUUGUAAGCCACCCUCCUCUACAUGUGACAGAGUGACAGGACAGUGUCCUGGUGGGUGUGAAGAUGGGUGGACAGAGAUAGACUGCACUAGAAACUGUGUUGGUGGCCUUUAUGGAAAUAACUGCUCUCGGAAAUGUGCUGAGAGACAUUGUACUAGUACGUCCUGUCUUGGUGAUGGAGCAUGCAGUGCUGGAUGUGAUGUGGGGUGGACACUGCAGGACUGCACACAAGUGUGCCCCAGUGGAAAGUAUGGCAUCAACUGUGAAUCAACCUGCGGUCACUGUGCUGAUAACAACACAUGUCAUCACGUCUCUGGGGCCUGUCCAGGUGAAUGCCAGGCAGGGUGGCAACUUGACCUGUGUCAGACAGGGUGUGACAAUGGGACGUACGGAGUGAACUGUGAGCAGAUCUGCGGCCACUGUAACGGGACAUGUGAUGCUGUUGAUGGAAGAUGUCUCUGGGGAUGUGCUGAGGGAUACAAUGGUUCUCACUGCUCAGUGAAGCUUGCUUCUCUAAACGGACAAGACAAAUCCGAGUUGUUUCCCGUGUCAGCUGUUGCGGGAACAGCUGCAGGUCUACUUGUUGCGGCUUUCCUCAUUAUUAUUGUGGUCCUUGUCAUCAGGAAGAGGAGGCUUCACCAAGGUGACAUCAACAAACACGUUGCAGAGUUUCAUCCUACAGCACAAGAGAACGGCGCUGUUGGUAACGUGGUUCUAGAUGAGAACAAAGCAGUCCACCAGAAGCCACCAAUAAAACCAAAACCUGCCACACACGCAGCAUCAAGCAAACAGCUUAGUUCUAAAGACAAAGACCAGGAGGAAGAAGACGUUGAUGAGGAAGUUCGAUCACCUGACAGCUGUUACUACAACGCAGGCGCCGAGGACGCCAUCCGAGACGUCGCUGUGCCUGAAUUAGCUGCAACAGUGGCAAUGCUUAAACAGAGGAAAGAUGGAUUUGAAAGAGAAUAUAACCGACUGCCCACUGGAUUCACAGCGUCAUAUCAAGACUCUCAGAAACCCGAGAACAGUGGCAAAAAUAAGUACAGAGGCUACUACCCCUACGACCAUAACCGAGUCCGCCUGACUCACCUACCAGGUACCCCUGGCUCUGACUACAUCAACGCCAGUCUCAUGCACAGCUACAACCAGAGGAAGACUUACAUAGCAGCUCAAGCUCCCAACAAGAAGACAGUGGGAGACUUCUGGAGGAUGAUCUGGGAACAUUCCUGCAGCACUGUGGUCAUGUUGACUGGUCUCGUGGAGGAGACUAAGGUGAAAUGUGAGCAGUAUUGGCCGGCAGAUGGUGUAAUGGACGUUGGCCUCUUCACAGUAGAGGUGGAGGUAACACAAAUCCGUGCGAACUUCACCAUGAGACACAUGAAAGUCACUUCAAGGGCAACUGGAGAGAGUCGGACAGUUGUCCAGUUCCACUUUACAUCCUGGCCUGACCACGGUGUCCCCGACACCCUCGCUCUCGUCAGCUACAUCUGGCUUGUCCGACAGACAGUUGAAGGAAUAAACGGACCACUGCUUGUCCACUGCAGCGCGGGUAUUGGACGUACAGGAACAGAUAUAUACAUUGUGGAUUAUUUCAGUGCGGGUAUUGGACGUACAGGCACAUACAUCGCCGUUGACUCCCUGAUAGACCAGGCCCGAGGGGAGGGGGUGGUGGAUAUCCUGGGGUACGUGUCCGUGAUGAGGGGACAGAGGAAGAACAUGAUACAGACUGCGGCCCAGUAUGAAUGUGUCUUCCACUGUCUGGUAGAGAUGACGACAUACGGCAGCAGCAGCAUGGACGUCUCCAACUACACCAGCAGUUACGGCAGCAGCGGCAUGGACACCACGGUUGAUGGCCGGACUCUCAGACAGUUGUCACAGAUGCUGGUGUCGGAGACCCGAGAUGAUGCCCCUAACCGACACAGAAUGUGGGUGGAUGGUAACCCUGACUUCAUUGUCCGUGUGGGGCCGACCCUGACGUGCCUGAGGGGGUACCUGCAAGCCGCUGCCCCAGCCCCGAGAUUAGUGAAGUUGUUGUGGAAACUGGUUGAAGAGAACAACGUCCACAACAUCAUCGUCGUCACGCCAAAUCCGGGCUUAGUGGAAGCAGAGGGCAAGUCCAAGACGCACGGUGGGAUUACUGUGACGACAACGAGUCAAACCAACUUAUCGCGGGACCUCUCCAAGAUCAACUUGCAGCUUGCUACAAAAGCAGGCAGAUCCCGGCAAGUGAAGAUGGUCAACGCUGACGCCCACUUAACAAUGGAAGCCAUGACAUCACAUUUGUUGAACCACGCUGACCUUCAAAACACAUCAACUCAGACCCACCCUGUUGUUGUUGUUCACAGCAACAAUGACCGAAAACUUGCUGUCUCGCUCUGCAUCAUGGGUAAUAUUCUGUCCGGUAUUCGUGAGGAUGCCCGUGUUGACGUCGUCGAUCACGUGAGGACGUUCCUCCGAUGUUGCCCAGAUCUUCAGUUCACCCAGAGCGAUGUGCAGAUGUUCCACGACUUUGCGCAGCAGUGUAUUCUGAGGACAGACCCAGCUAAUACCUACGCCAACAUCUGAACUUAACACCAAACAAUCCAAAAGGACCACAUUACAUCAACUGUGCCAAUAUCUGAACUUACUACCACACCUUAUGAACUUCAUCUUGCCAACACCUAUGUCAUUGUCUCUGUAUGUGUUUCCUUAGCUUUACACUCAACACCUGUAGCCUAAUAUGUGAUGCGUGUAUCAUAUACGAAUAUGUAUUCUUCAAUUCAACUUGUGGUAAUCGUAAGGUGAAACUACCGUUACAGGUGGGAAACGAAGGAAGGGAUAUCCAGUGCUGUCGCGGUUAUAUAGGCUUCGUGCUAUGCUCGCCCUACAAAAUAUAUAUGUUGUUUUCACAUUAUGUUUCGACAAGCAUCAUAUUCAUAUACUGAUAAUAUACACUUGCAAUGGAUUACGUGAAAGUAUCAACUUCUUAAUUACACAGAAGCGUAUGCACCGUCUACUUAUGCAGCACCUGAGGCAAAUAUGAAUGUCACAUAAUUAUUGCUUCUGAAUAGUUUACUUAUCAUUGUAGUAUACCCAGAGUGCGUCCUUAUAAUGUUAAUAUUGACUAGAUAAUAUCUUGCUGACGUUUGAUAUACCACUGCAAGAUGGUCAACUCCCAAUCUUGUGAAACCGGAACGUAUUUGCUCGUCGUCUUGGUCUAAGCAAUUAGACGGUGGACCAUGUGCUUUUCACGUUGUCUUAUUGAAUGCCUCAGUUAUGUCUGAAUUCUAAUGUUCUUCCCAAAACGGUGCUAAGAGGUGUUAAGUUAGGACCCUGUAGGUCAAAUAACACGCUAGUACAUCCUAUGCAUAUAUAUAUCAAUCGAAGCCUGGCAUUAUGGAGAAGGUACCGUGUGAAAAACGGAAAUGUUCAUGCUCUUAGUCGUGAUACAUACUGAAGGAAGUAGUUAUGUUUUUGUACGAAUUUAAAAUGUCCACUGUAUUUCUACGAUCUAGCACUUUCUUUAGUUACACAUAUCAACCACAUGUUACGUAUUCGUGCUCUAGUAAUGAAAUGUGUGAAGCGCUGUGAUAUUGCUGGAAUAUUGCUAACAGCGGCGUCAAACUAUUCUCACUUACUCUAGUAAUAAACUGUAUGCUAUAAAAAUGAAUUGAUAUGAUAAUCAGAAAGCGAAUCGAAUGGUAAACAGAAAAAAACAAACAUAUAUAAGGCAAGAUAAAGUUCAUCAAUAUAUCAAACAGAUAUGCAUGACCUAUCCACUAAACAGUGAGUGAGUAAGUGAGUUUGGUUUUACGCCGCUUUUAACAAUAUUCUAGCAAUAUCACGGCGGGGGACACCAGAAAUGGGCUUCACACAUUGUACCAAUGUCGGGAUUCGAACCCGGGUCUUCGGCGUGACGAGCGAACGCUUUAACCACUAGGCUACCCGACCGCCCCCCACUAAACAGAGUAAAAGUUAACAUGUGUUGCCUGACACAAAACUUGGAAUGUAUAGUACAGGUCAAACGAGGGAAAUGGAUUAGACAUAAUUUUGGUCAGUGACGCCUGAAAGUUGGCAAUGUCCUCUACAUGUCUGGCAUAAAAAUAUUUUGAAAGAUUAACUAAUGCCUUGAAUGGUGCAACCCUGAUAAAAUCAUGUUUAAGGAAGAAUCAUAUGAUGUUUUUCAAAACCUUUGUAGAAAGAACUUUUUCGCUCGACUGUACAUCAAACGUUGUGAAAUGUUGACAUCAAAGUCUGGAGCUGAUGUAAUAUUGCUCGACGUAAAGGUGGAGCUGACCUCUGAGAAGUCACUCCUCUUCUCACAGCCUGGUUGGAGAGGAAGGGGCGGGAUUACGGCCUGCAUCGUAUCACGUAGAUUCGUGAUGUAAGUACAUAAAUAUGCAGACGCACGUCUGUCAUGCAAGUGCGUCAUAAAGCAUGUACGUAAUAAAAUCGUACAGUCAUGGACACAUGCAUGGACAUUCCACCAAAACAAUAAAGGUGAUGCCUGUGUAUUUUUGUAUACUUUUACCCUUUCUUCCCGAUUCUCAGUAAAAGACCUGCUAUCUGGAAGAUCUUAAACAUUCGCGAGAACUGCUCGUGAUCUGAAAGAGUUCGUCAGCUGGUUAGCAUCUCUGGUAUGAUCUGUUAAUAUAACCCGUGAAGGAGAUUCUGUACUAGCCGUGAUUGGAACCAGUGGACAUGUAUAUGUGUCUAUGCAAUAUCCUCUUUUCAUAUGGUGAUUAUAUGAACUCUCUUUUUUAAUUCAUUUACUUACAUUUACAAUUAUAGACUAUAAUUUAUUUAAUAUCUUUUUCUGUAACCAGCACUACUAAUUAUUUGAAUUUGUAUAUUUGUUUUAAUAUCGUCGACAAUAAAAACAAUAAAACAAGAAACAAUAAAAAAAGUUAUUUAAUAUAUAUAUUGCUUACAUUUUUAAUACAAUUAUAACAACGAUGGGGAAACACUGUCGGGCACUGACAUGUUAGAAGUUGUAUUUCAUGAAAAUUUAUUCAUUUCAAUUUGUUUAUUUGUUUUCUUCCCUUCACUUUAGUCAAAAAACUUCAUUAAUUAUA
Haliotis rufescens (red abalone) is the source of this 6945-nucleotide messenger RNA. RefSeq lists its product as uncharacterized. The transcript has 34 exons. Gene Ontology annotation, molecular function: protein tyrosine phosphatase activity. The record is from RefSeq and is a predicted model, not a curated record. The coding region runs from base 35 to 4456 and encodes 1473 amino acids. Gene Ontology annotation, biological process: protein dephosphorylation. NCBI's taxonomy places the organism in Eukaryota, Metazoa, Mollusca, Gastropoda, Lepetellida, Haliotidae.